AUGAAAAAAUACAAAAACCCGGCUCCUGGCCUGUUGAAACCGACGCUGGAGCAGGAGUCCUCACACGCGUGUGGCUGUCGGAUGGGCGGCUGCGAGCUGCGCGGCUGUGUGAGGAGGGGGGAGCUCAGCAAGGUGAAGGACCAGCUCAAGAACGGGGCUGACUAUGCCGCGGCGGGUGAUACGAUGCGGGGGUGGACGCCGCUGCACAUUGCGUGCUGGGGCAGCUUAAAGCCGCAGCCAGCAAAUUGGGCCGCGAAACUGCAGGCGGACAAGGAGAUGGUGGAGAUCAUCCUGAUGCAAGCCAAGAAGGACGGCAAGACGUCAGAGGUGACUGCCGCCAAGGAUAGGCUGGACGGCAAGACGCCCGUCGAUCUCGCCAAGGAGAGGCUAGCGGAAGGCAAGCUCGAUCAGAUCGUCGCGCUCUUUGGGAGGACGAAGCUCAGAGGCGUCGUGGCGGGGCCCUCGCGCCCUCGGAAGGUGUCCUUCCAGCGCGUGCACGCUUCUGACGCAAUGCGCGUCACAAACUGCCUCGGAUUGGCUGCUGGCACUCUCGAGGCUAUGCCUACACAGCCUCGUGCUAAUGGGCAGUCAAGAGGGACCAUGCACCUUCUCAGGACAGCUCGCCGGGUCGCAGGGUCGGAUCGUGUCAAGCCUCUCGCCCGGCCGGCCGCGUGCAGACGCGUCGGCCUGUCUGCUGUCUGGAGUGAUCUGUCGGCGGACAACAUGCUAGCCCAGCAGGCCGCUCCCACCGCCGCCCGCGGCGGAGGCAAGGCGGCAAAGGGUGGCAAGGGCGGCGGCAAGGGCGCUGGCAAGGGUGGUGGCCGUGUGGCGCACCAGACCCGCUUUGCGCCGCCGCCCUCAACGCCCGAUACUCGGUUGAGCCGGCAGAGCGACGGCGGCAGAGUUGCGGCCGCCGGCGACCUCACACGGCGUCGAGCGCCGUAG
Messenger RNA from Emiliania huxleyi CCMP1516, 945 nucleotides. RefSeq lists its product as hypothetical. Lineage: Eukaryota; Haptophyta; Isochrysidales; Noelaerhabdaceae. The transcript has 7 exons. The record is from RefSeq and is a predicted model, not a curated record. The coding region runs from base 1 to 945 and encodes 314 amino acids.